AUGAGUCGUCAGGCUUAUUUCUAUCGUGUCCCUCCACAGGAAUUACAUAGAAGAACUCAACUUCAGCCUGAGCCAGCAAAGACGAAGGCUCUUCAGACAGUUAUUGAAAUGAAGGAUACAAAAAUAGCUUCACUUGAGCGCAAUAUAAGAGAUCUUGAAGAUGAAAUACAGAUGUUAAAGACAAAUGGAGUUCUGAAUACAGAGGACAGAGAAGAAGAAAUCAAACAAAUAGAAGUUUACAAGAGUCACUCUAAGUUCAUGAAAAAUAAGAUUGAUCAACUGAAACAAGAACUGUCAAAGAAAGAAUCAGAGCUUCUUGCCUUACAAACUAAGCUUGAAACCCUUAGCAAUCAGAAUUCAGAUUGCAAGCAACACAUUGAAGUGCUUAAAGAGUCACUUACUGCCAAAGAACAAAGAGCUGCCAUACUUCAGACAGAGGUUGAUGCCUUGCGGUUACGACUGGAAGAAAAAGAAACCUUUCUGAAUAAAAAAACAAAACAACUUCAAGACCUCACAGAAGAGAAAGGAACCCUGGCUGGAGAGAUUCGAGAUAUGAAAGACAUGUUGGAAGUAAAAGAAAGAAAAAUUAAUGUCCUUCAAAAAAAAAUUGAAAAUCUACAGGAGCAACUUAGGGACAAAGACAAACAACUAACUAAUCUAAAAGACAGAGUGAAGUCAUUGCAGACGGAUUCUAGUAACACAGACACAGCACUAGCAACCUUAGAAGAAGCUCUGUCAGAAAAGGAAAGAAUAAUAGAGCGCUUGAAGGAGCAAAGGGAGCGAGAUGACAGAGAAAGACUUGAAGAAAUUGAAUCUUAUAAAAAAGAAAACAAAGACCUGAAGGAGAAAGUUAAUGCUUUACAAGCUGAACUGACAGAAAAAGAGUCUAGUUUAAUCGAUCUCAAAGAACAUGCAUCUUCAUUGGCAUCAGCAGGGCUGAAAAGAGACUCCAAACUUAAGUCUUUAGAAAUAGCCAUAGAACAAAAGAAAGAAGAGUGUAGUAAGUUGGAAGCACAGUUGAAAAAGCAAGCUGAACAGUUGUUCAAUCAGAUGUACAAUCCAGCUCAUGAGGCUGAAGAGGAGGCACGGAUGAAUCCAGAAUUUGCAGAUAGAAUGAAACAGCUUGACAAAGAGGCAUCGUACUAUAGAGAAGAAUGUGGCAAAGCUCAGGCUGAGGUUGACAGACUUCUAGAAAUACUCAAGGAAGUAGAGAAUGAGAAGAAUGACAAAGAUAAGAAAAUUGCUGAGUUAGAAAGCUUGACUUCCAGACAUAUGAAGGACCAAAACAAGAAGGUUGCCAAUCUGAAGCACAAUCAGCAAAUGGAGAAAAAGAAGAAUGCACAGUUGUUGGAAGAAGUUCGUAGGCGAGAGGACAAUAUGACUGACAACUCUCAACAUUUACAAGUGGAAGAGCUGAUGAAUGCACUGGAAAAGACUAGACAAGAAUUAGAUUCUACCAAAGCCCGUCUUGCCUCAACACAGCAGUCUUUGGCUGAAAAAGAAGCACACCUGGCUAACCUGAGAAUAGAGCGAAGAAAACAGCUUGAAGAAAUUCUGGAAAUGAAACAGGAAGCGUUGCUUGCUGCAAUUAGUGAAAAAGAUGCAAACAUUGCGUUGCUUGAACUAUCUGCUUCAAAGAAAAAGAAGACUCAAGAGGAAGUGAUGGCUCUUAAACGAGAGAAGGACAGAUUAGUACAUCAGUUAAAACAGCAGACACAAAACAGAAUGAAACUGAUGGCAGAUAACUAUGAUGAUGACCAUCACCACUACCACCACCAUCACCACCACCACCACCAUCGAUCUCCUGGAAGGCCACAACACUCCAAUCAGAGACCCUCUCCAGAUCAG
This is a messenger RNA of Leptosomus discolor (cuckoo roller), 1848 nucleotides long. Lineage: Eukaryota; Metazoa; Chordata; Aves; Leptosomiformes; Leptosomidae. The record is from RefSeq and is a predicted model, not a curated record.